Molecule: messenger RNA, 2263 nt
Organism: Moneuplotes crassus
Lineage: Eukaryota; Ciliophora; Spirotrichea; Euplotida; Euplotidae
Source: the annotation of a GenBank genome assembly
AAUGGAGAGUAAUAGUCUUGAUACUACACAAGCACAAGAUAGACCAGCUACUAACGGUAAGAACGCAAAGAAUCUCCCUCCUGUACAAUUUUCAAAAGACCAACAUAAAACAAUUCAGCCUCCUCCAAAAGAAGUUGAGCUGCAAUUCAGGGUCUUUUCAUAUUCAUCCCAAGAAGAUGAAGGAACGGCUGAGAACUUAUCUCUCAACGGUGAUAUUGAAGGGAACCCAGGAUGGCAUAGCCAAAGAUUUUGCCAAUACCCUCAAGAAUUGAUUAUCUAUUUCAACUCUCCUGUUAAGUUAUCAAAACUAGUGCUUCUGAGUCAUCAAAAUAAGAUAGCUUCUCAGGUGGACUUGUAUUCAUACCACCCAAGCUUUGAAAACGCUAUCUCUGCGAGUAAAUAUAAGAGACUUGGAAAGUUUUCACUGGAUGAGAAUUCUAAGUCUAACUAUCAGGCAAGGGAGAGUAAGUCUGUAUACCUCGAUACAGAGUGACAAUACCUUAAGUUUAUAUUCAGCCAAUGCCAUGUUAACAGAUAUAACAUUUUUAAUCAAGUCUCAGUUCAGUCUAUUCGAUGCUACGGGAGUAUUCUCAAACAGGAUAAAAAGAAAAGUCUAGGCCUGAAUAUGGGCGAUUAUAAGGAUAUGACUCCUACUAAAGACUUGGCUUCUAACGGACUUCCUCAAAAGAUAUCAAAGUUCUACAAUGACAAAUCAUCACUGAAUAAUAGGCUAUCUAGUCUAUCUGACAAAGCACCUGUUAAGCCACUUGAAAGUAGGGAUAACAGCUUUAUUGGAAUGUUCUUCGAUGACAAGUUGCUCUCCCUUAAAAAGGAAGAAGAGAAAGCACUAUUCGAAGAUGACUUUGACCAAUUAAAGCAAGUCAGAUCUAUAAUGAAAUCUAUUAGCAAAGCUAAAUAAAAAGCUUAAUGUCCUCUCUGUACAAAAAGUUCAAGCUAUUGGUAAUGAAGACUAUGAAACAGCACAAAUGAUUAAAAAUGAAAUGAGCAAAAUUCAGAAAAAUAUCCUAACUACGAAUGAUAGGAAUGGGAAGAGAAAUGUCCUUAAUGCUUUAAAUAAAGGCAGAGGGACUACUUUAUCACCAAUCGAAUACCGAAGUCGAGCUUCUAGAAAAGAGAGUAAGGCUCAAAGUUCAAUGAACAUUAAUGAUUCAUAUGCUACGACAAAUACAAUGGGCAAACCUCUGAAUCCGAUUGCUAUAAAAUCAAUGAAAAAGAUAGAAAUUCCCCCUGAAAAUGAUAUCUUUGCUCCAAAGAAAAUAGGGUUGGAUGAAAGGGCCUUGCCAGCUCUUGGCAGAGAAACACCAAUUGAUUUUAGCAAAGUAAAUGAGGAAGAGUUUGAGCAUCAAAAGCCUGACCAAAUAAAUUCAUCUAAGAUAACCCUAAAGGUUGACCCUAGGCAUGUAUCUCACUUGGAAAAACUUACUAAUAUUUUCGGAGAAGACCUUGCCAAGAAAGUAUGUGCUGACAAAUGGUACUACCAACAGGAAGGAAUCGAGUUCACUGUCAAAGGAAUUAAGGAUAAAUUAGAAAAUCAAUCAGAUGAGGAUAAGACUCGAAUCAUCCAAUUCCUUUCAGAUAUUAUCUCAGAUUAUGAUUCGAGGGCUAAAAAUAAUGUAUCAAGAACAGGAAAAGGAACCAAGCAAAAGAAAAACAUAAAGAAUUUAAAAUAAAAGAGUAGAACUAUUUCUAAGCUUGGCAGAAGAGUCAAAUAACCUCUCUGAGAAGUAUCUAAAUGAUGUAUGAAAGAGACUACCCCACUUUGUAGACCAUACAGAUUUAAAAUCUGAAUAUAUAAAAUGCCUUCAAGAGGUUUAUAAGACUUAUGGGUAUCCUUUAAUUGAACCGGUUGUAUCUUCCCUCUUGAUCCCUCAGUUAGAGCAAAUCAAGACAAUCAUUCCGGAAGCAAAGCAAGUUCUUAAAGAGAAAGUUGACCAAAAAGACCGUAAGAAAGAACAAAUAAUGGAAGAAAAAUAAGAGAAUUGAUGUAGAACCAGCUAAGAACGCUUUCUCUAGCAGAAGAAAAUCUAAUAUAAAAAGUCGUGGUCAGGAUAGAAAGUUCAUGUGAGAAUUUUGAGAGAAAUUUGAUGAAGGAUUUGCAGAUGAGGACAACAAAGACUUACAUUACCUUGAAGACUGCCCUAAACUCACCUCCUGACCUGGAUGAGAGCAGAUAAUUGAGAAGACAUCUCUUGAUAAUCAUUUACUACAGGAAUGAAAAGAAAAAGAUAAAUAAAGCCAGUGU